CCUGAAACAUGCUUUCGCCGCUUCCUGGUAAACCAUCUGGAUUCGACAGCAUGAGGACACGUGAACUCAAAGAUGAAAACCUGAUAAGUAAGUUCUCGCAGCGAGCGCGAGGGCACGAAUAGUUAGCAAUGAAUCAAAGUCUCUCAGAGCUUGGUUUCCAAAACUAUUACCAGCGACUCGUCGAUCAUAGUUUGAUAUCCCAAUCACAAGCAAGUCGAGCACUUGAAACACCCAUUUCAUCAUCCUCGUCAGACUAUCCUCGCUGUCCGAUCUGCUCACACCUUCUCGUCACAUGUUAUGGUUGUUCGAACGUCACCUGCGAUAACAGUUGCUGUAAAGGUGCUAACCUCAUUAGUUUUGUGUCUUCGUGUCAAUCGUGCUUUUCGACCCUUGCGACGGUGAAGAAGUGCAGCCAGUACGACUGUUCCUCUCGCGCACAUUUUACUGGUGGCGUAAUCUGUCCUGAUUGCGUCAGACCCACGGACGGUCACAUACUUUGUCCCUGCGAGGACAACUGGAUUUGUGGCACGUGUGCCACUAACGAGAAAGUUCUGAACCAUUGUGGACGCUGUCCAAAAUGUCAGAACUAUUUUUGUUUCUUCAGGUGCAGAUACAUCGACGUGUGCGUGGACUGUCGCAUGAUGACGCUAUGCAAUGAUUGCAUGGAAGAAGACAUGUCCGAGGAGGAGUCUUCAACUGCAACAUUCCUCGUGGCGACGUGCGAAGAAUGUCGGGGCAGAAUCUGCACAGAUUGCUUUAAUGAUUGUGGAUCCCGUUGUCGAUCUUGUCUCAGUGUUCAUUGCCAGGAUUGCGUGGACUACGAAGAGUGUCCGAGUUGUGGGGAGCUUAUGUGCCUGACUUGCGCCACGGAAGAUGGGUGUCGGGGGUGCGAGGUAUGUCGAUUUUCAAACAACGAAUGUUGGUUGCCAUUGACAUAUCGAAAUAAGGUAGUCUAUGCGUGGCAGCUUCCGGAUACCCGCAGUCGAGCGAAGUCUGCCGACUCGGAAUCGACCAGUAGCAAGUGUUGACGGACGGGUGUCGACAAAAUAUUUUGUCACUUUCACUCGGUGUGCUUCGCCUUUCGAAGUAAUUUUACCUGCCCGAAUGCAAAUUUUCGCUUUUGCGAAACGUUUCCGACAUGCAUGAACGAACACAAACUAAUGAGGCAGAUAUUCCCU
Molecule: messenger RNA, 1178 nt
Organism: Suillus subalutaceus
Lineage: Eukaryota; Fungi; Basidiomycota; Agaricomycetes; Boletales; Suillaceae
Exons: 2
Coding region: 129-1028 (299 amino acids)
Source: RefSeq, a predicted model, not a curated record